GUGAUAAAUGUAAGGAUAGCAAUCUUGAAUUCUGUUGGCUGUAUCAUGUUAUUUAUGAGUAUGAUUCCAGGAGGAUUACUUAUGAAUCUACUUCAAAUAUAGUUGUUAAAUGCAGUUCAUUUUAAGUGUUGUUCACCCUUUGCCUUGUUUAAGGUGUUUCUGCUUUUAACAUUGUAGGCGUAGUUGUUGAAUGGCAAAUACCAAGCCCCUAAAUGGUCAAUUUGUAAAGUAUGUUUAAAAUGAUGACAUCAUUUAUGUUGAGGUUACUGAGGUAUUUAUAAAACUUAUUUUAUUUAUUUUCAGGCAUGAAUCCUUAUGUUACGGAUGAUGGGAAAACAACGCUGUACCACUGUGACAAGUGCCCAGAGACAUUUUUCGACUCUUUGAAAAUGAACAGACAUAGGAAAAAUGUUCAUGGGUUGGUGAAAUUAAUAUGUAACAUGUGUGAUGCAGCUUUAUCAAACACACAUUAUCAAUUAUUUGCAAAGCAUCUAUAUUACACACAUUACUUUGAUGGUAAGGGAUGCUUCGAGUGUAACAUUUGUGGAAAGUUCCACAGCAAUGAAGAAGCCCUUAAGAGACAUCUGGUUAUUCAUGAAACGCGGACAUUUCACCAGUGUAAAAUUUGUGGCCAGACAUUUACAAUGUUGGCUAAUCUAAAAAUCCAUCAGGAACUUUAUGGGGACAAACCACAUGUUGCUAGAAAGCGUACCGAUAACCUGAAGAAGUCACACCAGUGUGUUCAUUGUGGAUUGAAGUUUGCCCGUGAUGCCCAUGUGAAGCGUCACAUUCUUACCCAGCAUUCAAAUGCAGAAGUUGUCGAAGCAGUCAGACAGGAAGAAAGAAAGCGUAUAAAUGUACAUAGAGACAAAAGAGCAGUUUUCUCUAAACGUCACUUUCCUGGUUAUAUGCCAAAACCAGAGGGAGAGACCUCAUCUCAAGGAAGAGCAAGAAGAAAGGCAAAUAAGAAGAUAAAAAUGGCUGCUAAAGCUGCAAUAGAAGAAGCACGAGAGGCUAAUGCUCGUUCAUUGGCAUACAAGCAAAACUUAUUGGAAAAACAACGAAAGAACAAUCCUCCACCCUCUUCUGCCCAUCAACCUCCUGCCCAGCCACCUCACCAACCUCAGUCUCUACCCUCUCCUUUGCCUACCCAGGUGCCUUUACAAAGACCAAUGCCACCACCCAUGCACCAGCUGCCUCAUGAUAUGCCUCCAGUAUCCAUGCCUAUCCCACCAGCGUCCAUGCCUCCACCUACACAUUCUCACUCCCAUCCAUAUUCACAUUCGCAACCAGGUGGUCUCCCACCACCAAAUCCCAUGCAUAACCAGAUAUCAAUUCCCAUGCAUUCUCAGAGACCUGGACCAGCACAUGCCCACUCUCAAAGUUCUGGGAUGCAUGUCAAUAUGGAACAAUAUUAUGGAGGAGGUUCAGCUACCAGGGACAUAUUCAACUACUUCAAGUUAUGAAAACUGUAGGCUUCAUGUUGAAGCAAAAUGAUAUUCAUGUGCCACAAUAAUUGAUUUAUCCAUCCUUAAAUUGAAUGUCAAGAAAUUAUGUGAUGCAUUGGUAAUAUUUGUUUGGCAGUAUUUAAGGAAGGAUAUUAUUUACAAGGGAAAAUCUUGCAGCUUAAAUGUGGAUGAGAUAAUUAUUGAGAUAAACCAUAGAUCUAAAAUCACAAACUGAUUUUGAUUAAAUUUAUGUAUUGUUAUUACGUAUUGUAUUGUUGUUAAGUGAUUAGUAGGAUUUUAUGUCUCUCGCAUCUUCCAAAUUGUUUUUGAGAGUAUUCAGUAUUUACUAGAGAAAAUAUUGAAAAGUGUAUCUCGAAGACAUACUGCUAUUGAUGUUAAACAGUGGAUCUUGAAGCAACGCUAUAGUGCACAGUGUCAUGAAAACAAUUUUCAAAACCAAAAGUUGAAUUGGUAAUACGAUUUUUAAUGAUAAAGGAUAAUUGUAAUUUCACAUUUAUUUUAUUGAACUUUAUAACAUUUUUAUGUGUGAUGUAACUAGUAACUUGUGUAGCUUGUUAUGUAGGCAAAUGUCUGUUGUGGCUGUCUAAUCGUUGGUUAGGUUAUUAUCAAAUUGCUCUGCCCAUUCCGAUUGUUCAGUGAUAUACCAUAUUAUAAAAGUAACAAUGAAACAGUUUGCAGUCUGCGGUGGACCAUUUGAAACCAGUUUGAAACCAUUAACAUUGUCAAUGAGUAUUCUGAUUGAUUAUAAAGAAUGGGGGAGUUUGAAAUAUAUAUGUGUUUAUAUAUUAUAAUGUAUGUGUGCAUGCAAAUUAUAUUUAACCAUUAGGGUACAAUAUAUUAGAACAUAUUUAAUCUCUCAUAGUUGUAGUCAGGGAAGGAAACUAAACAUCCUGAACUUCCUCCGAAUAUAGAACUACACAAAGCAUUAAUAUGCAAAAUGUCAUCUACCAUUUGUUACAGAUGCCAACCACCAAACAUCAACCAUCGAACACCAACCACUGAACACAACCACCAUUCACAAUAAGGUUUUAGACUAAAACAAUAUAUGUAACCACUUGUGGUUGUGACAUGAUUUUAACCUAUGUUAGAUGUAUAUUUGGGGGAUGUUUCAAUGAUAUGAAUCUUGCAUCAAGUCUCUGGAUCUCAACCUCACAGCCCUUUCUAUUUCACCACAUUGCAGAGGUGAAGGUUGUAGGAGGGUCACAAGAGCUUGAUUCCAGAUAACAAACAAUUCUUAAACAAAAGUAGGUGUAUAUUCUGUAGGUGUAGUUUUUACAUAUCAUUACUUUGUCAUCUGAGGAGUGGAUGUUACAUGAGGAGUAGAUGAUAAAUUAAAGUUAAAAAGUGUCAAGAUUUUCACUGAUUAACCAUAUUAUUGCUUUAUUGAAAUUUCUGAUUCUGAUGUCAAAAGGAAAGAUGUCCACCCUUAUGAAAUUAGUAUUCAUCUUUUAGUAUUCACAUUCAACAAGAUUGAAUGAAUAACUUAAACUUUGAAAUUAUUAAACGUUCAUUCAAUCUUAUUAAUCUUACAUGUAAAGUAUCAGUGGAACUAGUCCAAUACUUCAAAAGUUUGAUUGAUUUAGAGCUUUUCAGAAUGAAAUUAGUGUGAUUCAGCAAUAUAACUACUGAAAAUGAAUCAAUAGAAAUUGAAUAUUAAACUUGAAAGUGUUUAAUAAAUGUAGUAUUACUUCAAUUAUAAUUGUUGUGUUCAUUGUUUAAAUGAAUGGGCCAAUUAAUUUCAAGAAGUUUGCAAAAAGAACAUAAUAUACAAUAAUUGACCAUGAUGAGCAAUGCUUUUCACAUGGUAAACCGGGCUGAAUGGAUUAUUUGAUUUAUUAUCUUUGACCUAUACCUAUAGGUUUACUACUGACACUUGCUCCAAAUGGUCUACAA
Owenia fusiformis is the source of this 3362-nucleotide messenger RNA. Lineage: Eukaryota; Metazoa; Annelida; Polychaeta; Sabellida; Oweniidae. The record is from the annotation of a GenBank genome assembly.